GGCCCAGGGCGGCGGGACGGGCUCGGCCUCGCCCCGCUCCGCCGUCUCGCUGCCCUCAGACAAGCGGGGCGGAGGCGCGGGACAGCGGCUGCCCGCCGGGACCGGGGAGCCGGCGCCGUCACUGGCCAGAGGGAACGAAGGGGGAGCCGCGGAGGGGACGGAAGGAGAGUUGCAGGAGUCAUGGUAAAGUGCUUGAGAGCUCCUUGGCAAGAGAAGCUGGAAUCAAAGGAAUGUUUUGUUUGUUCUCAAACACUGGAUAUGCUGAAUCAAUGAACUGUUACUCCAGGAAGCAGAGCUGAGAGGACAAACUGAGAAGACAUUAUUGUGAUGGCAAGCAGGAAUGCAACACUCUCCCAGAAGUCUCUCAUCUAAGGAAACAUGCAAGAAAGCAAUUUUUGUGACUCUUUAAACCACUGACUGUAACCUGGUCCAGGUUUGUCAGUGCCUGCUGAAAAAACUUCUAGAACUUUAAAGCAGGCUACAAGACUGUCUUCAGCAGGAUCCAAGAUCUUCCCAGACUCUUUACCAGCCCUACACACAAAACAAGAUGAUUGACCUAAGCUUCCUAACAGAGGAGGAACAAGAGGCAAUAAUGAAGGUGCUGCAACGGGAUGCAGAGCUUAAAAGAACUGAAGAAGAGAGAGUCAGGCAUUUACCAGAAAAAGUCAAAGACCAUGUUCAGCUGAAGAAUAUGAGUGGGCAGUGGUUUUAUGAGGCCAAGUCAAAGCGGCACAGGGACAGGAUCCACGGAGCAGAUAUUAUCAGAGCUUCCAUGCGCAGGAAAACUGCCACCAUUGCUGAAGUGGGUCAGAACAAAACGAGCAAAGCAAAGAUCAGCUGGGUGAACAAUGUUAACAAAGAAGUCUUUGAGCCAUCAGAUCUACAUUGCAUUGAGGAACAUCAAGAAGAAGAACAACAGAAAACUAGUUGGAGUUCUAAAGAAGUAACCUCUGUGUUAAACAAGUCAGAGGAAAGACCUGUGAAGGCAGCAGUCUCAUCAGUAAGGCAAAGAAGAAAUCCCUUUAAUUCCACUGUAUCAGAUGAUGACUUGACCAGUGUGGAAUCAGAAGACAGACCAGUCAUUGUACCUCAGCUAUCAAAGAAGGAAAUUUGGUCACUCUCAGAAAACAGCCCACCUAAAUCAAACUUACAAAAUCAUGAAACAGAUAAACCUGAGAAGCCUUCUGUUGAACUUACUGAUGAAUCACAGAAGCAACUAGUUAAGCGUCCUGUCCCAAAAGCUAGGAAACUAAUUCACAAAGCAGCAGAUUCUGUGUCUCAAAGAGAAGACCUUGUUCCCAAGCCAACCAAGCAGACUGAGAGGGUAAAUGGCAUUGGUACCCCACCCAGGGGCAUCCUGAAGCGCAGCUCAAGCUCAAGUUCCACUGACUCAGAAGUUCGGGUCAGUCAGACCUUAGACGUUCAGAAAAAGAAUGGUCUUGCUACUGCAACUAUUUUUGAAGGAGAAGGUGAGAAGAACUCUUUUACAGAAGAAGCAGAAAACUCCACACAAAAUUCAUUGGAAAAACUGAAACAAGUGAGGUUUUCAUCUAGCUCAGGUAAAGGAAAACCUGUGCAAAGCCCACAGCUACACCAUGAUAAAGAAAAAGGAGAGAAUGAUAUCUUAGAAGCUGAGAAAAAAAAGAAUGGUGGAAAUUAUGCUGUUCAAUCAGAUUCAUUUGGGGAUAAGCAAAUUCCUGCUGCAAAGCCUUUGGGAAUCUAUUCAUCAACUUUAAAAAUGAAAACAAUAGAUGGCUUACAAGAAGACACAUCUGCAUCCAGCCCUUGUGACAGUAACAGAUCAUACUUCCCAGUUAAUGAAAGCUUCCAGACAGAUACAGUUUCUCCCAAGAAACUUGAAACUCCACAGAAGACCUCCAGCAAUAUCCUGUCAAACAGCAAUAAUGAGCGGAGUGUUGAUAAGACACAUGAAAAAAAAUCCAACCAGAUCUUGAGCCAUGAAUCAGAGUCACACAAAAACUUUACUGAUGGACAUCAACUUUCUGCUGAAACAGAAGCACGUGAGGCAUCCAAUACCAAUUCUACAAGUCUUCAACAAGGUAAGCCUGAUCUUGUUGAGGACAGAGAUGCUAAAACCAUUUUCAAGCCUGGCAAGCAUGCUGAUGAACUCAUGAAAGUGGAUGAUGAAUCUGUUGCAAAAGUUUUAGACUGGUUUAAAAGAAGUUCUAGUACUGAAGAUGAGGAAGUUGUAUCAACAAAGUCCCAAGGCAGGGAGCCCAGAGAGGAAGUGGAUGUGUCAAUCAGAUCAGCAGUUCUUCCUACAGAGCACAGUGGGCCUGGCAUGCAUGGAAAAACAGAACAUACAGAAGAGAGACCAUUUGGAAAGACUGAACAACAGAGCAGAAUUUCAUCUACAUCCUUUACUUCAGAAAACAUACAACUGAUAAAGGAGAGGGCAAAGCCUAAGACAGGGGAAGCAAAUGAGAAGCAAAAUGAUAAAUUGCUGAAUGAAUUUGAUUGUACAAGAGUUGAAGAAAAAGAACACGAUCAAGAAAUCAAACAACAAAAUAUAAAAUCUAAUCUCUUGGACCAUCAAGGGCACAAGCUACUAGCUCAGAAAUUUGAAUCGGAGAAGGCAAUACAAGAAAAAAGACGAAUAAAGGAGAUCAGAGCAUUCUGGGAAAGGGAUAAAACUAUCCCCAGUCAUGGAGAGAAAGAAGUUAGUAUCAAUGCUGAUGCGUCAGGUGGCUGUGCAUUUACAGGUCUCCGAGAAAGCGACCAACUAAAACGAACUGCAGUGUAUCUACCUGAGGCAUUGCAUGAUCAGAGCAAGAAUACACCAAGAAGUCCUGAACUAAGUUGUGCAAGCCAGGCUUCAAGAAGCAAAAGUUAUCAUUCUUUUGAAUCAGGACCAGGCCAUGCAUUUGGAAAACCAGAAGUGACACUUCAAUGUGAUGAACUCCCAAAAGCCAGUAACUUGCAUCCCAGAACCAGUGUUACUUCAGCUUCCUCAAAGAGCAAAGAUGAAGAUGAGAAGGAAACUCUUAAAGGGAAAGUUGCUGCUUCUUCCCAACAGAAGCCCAGCUUCCAGGUUUUGUCUUUAAAAGAAAAGAUGAAUGAAAAGUCCAAGAAUCAAAUUUUAGAUCCUUCACACUUCCAGAGUCUGAGAAACUUCUGGGAUACUGGAGUUAAAUUCCAGAGUAGCAUUGACAGGGAAGAUGAUUCUUUGCCAAAUAAUACUAGAUCAAUAACCUAUGUAAGAAAAUCAAAGGAAGAUAAAAAAGGCAGAGAUAAUGUGAGCAAGCAAGGGUUAAUUCAACAACAAACCCAAACAUCUGAGAGAGAAAAACCACAGAAACUAGAUUCUGUGGUAUGCAAAAAGUCUCUAAGAUCUCCUAUCCUAAAAGGUCUGAAUGUGACACACACAAGGAAUACAGACUCUCUCCAGCUGGAUAGACAACCAAGUAUCUCAAAAUCCCAGGAAAAGAUGGGUCUUCCAGAGCAAGAAGUUAGAGAAUGUACAGAAAAAAGCAUUGUUUCAUCAAAAGAUCAUCAUGUAUCCUUGCAGCUCCACUCACCUGGUGAUAAAGAUGCUUUAAAGGACCCAGUAGUAGAUGAUAAACUGUAUUUACCUAUAGAAAAAGGGGAAAACAAGACUACUCCUUUGGAUAAAGAGGAAGUUGCAGAGACUGUGGAUAAAGUUGUUCUACCUAAAGGUGAGCUUGAUAUAUUUAAAUCAUGUCUAAAGAAGCUAGAAAAGGAAGCCUCUGAGAUGUCAUGUAGCUUAAACCUCAAAGAAAACCUUUUAAAAGGGACACAUUUUCAGUCAAAUCAGUGCAAGGUUUUUGAGAGAACAGGGGACAGCAGUCAUGAUAUUUCUCCUGUUGAUCAAGGAGAAGAAAUAGGCAAAAGUACAGGCCAAGUGAUUGUGUCAUCAACAGACAAGCAUGAGAACAGAAAUAGUCUCAGAAAACUGUUUAGGGAAUUUGAACCUUUGUAUCUACAGUAUCAGGCAGCAGACAAGGAUGAUACUCUUGAGGGCUCUCAGAGGCCUCAAGCUGGUUUGGAGAACCUUCUCAAUGAAACCCUUGUACCUCAACCUUCUGAAUACAGAAGGGUGGAGAUAAAAACAUAUGAUGACUCAAAUAGUCUAUCACAAACUAACUGCAGUGCACAGUCAGCACACCAAGAAGGUACAGGUCAGCCUGAAGAGGUCCAUGAGCCCAUAGAGAAGUCUGUUGCUGGAUCCAAGGUCAAUGGCUUGAGUUCUGCUCUAGAGAAAUUGCUGAAGGAGGCUUCUGAAGCACCACCUCCUAAAUCCAAACGUGUUGACAGCACAGCAUGGGAGACUGCUGAGGAGCAAGUUGAAAGGAUAAUGUAUGAACAUGGUGGCGAAGUGCUGCAGGAAAUCAGUGAGACCAUAGAAAGAUCUGUUGCCCCAUCCAAGGCCAGUGGUUUGAGUUCUGCUUUAGAGAGGCUGCUGAAGGAGGCUUCUGAAACACCCCCUCCUAAACCCAAACGUGCUGACAGCACAGCACAGAGAACUGCUGAGGUGCAAGUUAAAAGCACAACUUACGAGUCUGAUGGGGAGUUGCUGCAGGAAAUCCAUGAGAUAAUAGAAAAGUCUGUUGCCUCAUCUUCAGACAGUAACUUGAGCUCUGCUUUAGAGAAGCUGCUGAAGGAGGCCUCUGAAACACCCCCUCCUAAACCAAAACAUGCUGACAGCGCAGUACAGAGAUUUCUGAAGGUGGAAGCUGAAAGCAUGACCUAUAAGCAUGGUGGAGAGGUACCUCAGGAAAUCAGUGCGAAUAUUGCCCCAUCCAAGGCCAGUGGCUUGAGUUCUGCUUUAGAGAGGAUGCUGAAGGAGGCCUCUGAAACACCUUCUCCUAAGCCCAAACGUGCUGACAGCACAGUACAGGGGACUGCUGAGGUGAAAGCUAUGAGCACAAGCUAUGGGCAUGAUGGGGAGCUGGUGCAGGGAGUUGGUGAGACCACAGAAAGACCUGCACUGUCCAACACUGAAUAUAGAGGGUCUGAUAAUAAUUUUCAGAAUCCACCCAAAGAGGUCUCUGAAAUACCAGCUUCUGUGCUGGAAAAUAUGGAUAAGAAAAUGCAUGCUAAAAUACAGACUAGUGUAAGUAUACAUGUUCCACAUCAACAAGACAGAGAUCACCCUCAAGAAAUACAAGAAACAAUAGAAAAAACUUCUGUUUCAAAUAUCACAAAAUUUGGUGAAUUCAGUCGCUCUUUAGAAAAACUUCUGCAAGAGGCAUCUGCAGUUUCAUGUCCAAUCUCCAAAGAUUUAUAUCAGCAAGAAGAAUUUGAGGAUCAUACAUUUCCCUCAGAAAAAGAGACUCUACUCAUGACAAGUUCACACCCAUACAACACUCCAAGUAGCUAUGAUACACAAAUGAAGAUAGUUCUCAAAGAGGGAGCUCCAGAAAAAUAUGUCAAAGCCUCAGUUAAUGAUCUUGGAAUAAGUAAAAUUGAAGCUUAUGGUCUUAAAAUAGAUGAAGCUACUAAUAAAAUGGGAGAGAGAAACAUGGUUCCAGUUGAUCUUCGUCCCUUGGAAGGCAAAACCAAUAUGGUUGAAGUCAAACCAUUUGAGAUAAAUGCAAAAGGGAUGAAUGAAAGCACAUUCUUGGAGGCUUCUGAACAGAAUUCAGAAUUUCAAGCACUCAUGAAUUUCAGAAGAACAAGUACACCGCUUAAAGAUGAGAGCAACUCCCCCCAGCCAGAAGAAGCUCAGUUCUGCUUAAUGUCGCAGCAUGAGGAUAACAAUGAAGACAAAGGCAACAACUUAAAUUUGGGAUCCAGGUUUUCAGAUGACAACUCUGAUUCUUACUCUGAAACAGGAAGUACAGCUCGUUCUGAAGAAGAAUUAAACCCUGUUUUGAUGGCUUUGAAAAGGAGUGCAGAUAGGAAAAAGCCUUCCAAAAGUCUAGAGGACAUUCCAUCAGUCACCUCAAAUAAAGAAAAACUAAAUAAACCAAAGGAAGAAUUAGUUCUUAGUGCUGAAGAUGGUCUGAAACCUGAUCAGCAUCAAGAGAGGACUGAAAAUGCAGCAGAAAUUUCCACAGUGACUUCACAGCCUGAUAAACCAUUUUCCAACCCUGAAAAACUCAAAGGACUGAGCAAGUCAGUACCAUCAUUCUUACAGGAAGAGAGUGAUGACAGAGAGACAGAUACAACAUCAGAAAGCAGUUAUUCCUUUGGCAGAAUCAAGAAGAGUCCCAGCUCUCUAACCAAUCUUAGCAGCUCUUCUGGCAUGGCCUCCUUAUCCUCUGUGAGUGGCAGCCUAAUGAGCAUCUACAGUGCAGACUUUGGCAACGUGGAUGUGAAGGGGAACAUUCAGUUUGCCAUUGAUUAUGUGGAACAGCUGGACGAGCUCCAUAUCUUUAUUUGCCAGUGUAAAGACCUGGCAGUGGCAGAUGUUAAGCGACAGCGUUCAGACCCGUAUGUAAAGACCUACCUGCUUCCAGAGAAAUACAGACUGGGCAAACGGAAGACAUCUAUCAAAAAGAAAACUUUUAAUCCAGUCUAUAAUGAAAUACUGCGGUAUAAAAUUGAGAAGGAGCUCCUGAAGAAUCAAAGCCUCAAUAUCUCUGUCUGGCACAAUGAUACCUUUGGUAGGAAUAGCUUCCUUGGUGAAGUGGAGCUGGAUUUAGGAGCUUGGGACUGGAAUGACCCAUCCAGUAAGCAGAUCAACUGGUUUCCUCUCAAGCCAAGGACUUCAGCAAUAACUCUUAAUCUAGAAAACAGAGGGGAGAUGAAACUAGCCCUGCAGUAUGUCCCACAUCCGGUUGGAGGAAAGAAGACUUUAUCUACUGGUGAGGUCCACAUCUGGGUGAAGGAAUGCCAUAACCUCCCUCUUCUGAGAGGCAAUAGGCUCAACUCUUUUAUUAAAUGUACCAUUCUUCCAGACACCAGCAGAAAAAGUCGCCAGAAAACAAGGACGGUUACAAAAACGACAAACCCGGUAUUCAACCACACCAUGGUCUAUGAUGGCUUUAGACCAGAAGAUUUGAAAGAAGCCUGCAUAGAACUCACAGUCUGGGAUCACAACAAACUAGCAAACCACUUUCUGGGAGGCCUCCGGAUAGGACUUGGAACAGGCAAAAGCUAUGGAACUACGGUAGAUUGGAUGGAUUCUACUUCAGAUGAAACUGCCCUUUGGGAGAAGAUGAUGAACUCUCCAAACACCUGGAUAGAAGAUACACUACCUCUCAGGAUGCUUAUGGUUGCAAAAUUGACAAAAUAAGGUGGAUUUUUAUUUGUUAGUGUCAAAAAGAAACCUUGGGAAUUAAAUAGAAAGCAUAGGGGUGGAACUUGGAAGAGGAACACAGCUUUUUUGACAGCUUCUGCUCUGUUACUGUUCUGGUUUUGUGCUGUCAGAUGUCACUUUGUAUUUCAAACAUCUGCUUGCAGAUCAUUAUGUAAAUUGUAGGGAUUUUAAAAUUUCUUAUUCACUGAAAACAAGAAAGAAGGUGCUUACAGAACCCAGUGUUAGAGGUAGCUGUGAUACCUGGAUGAUUGUGUUGUCUAACUGAAGCAUUUCUGAUUCCUUAAAUGAUCCCAAUAACCAGCAGAAAUAUAAGAGCAAGUCAACUGUUUCUGUACAUUGCUUGGAUUGUUUAUGAAGUCUUACUGAUGAGACAGCAACAUUAGUGUUAAAGCUCAUUCGUAUGUAUUUGUAUCCUUAUUAAGCCAUGUUAGGUCUCACCAGCGUGGAUUAUGGGCAUGAAGAAUUUAGUUUUUUGAAAGUUCCUCCAGUUGUAAUUGUACAUUUCUAGGACAUGAAAGUUACUUCCUCAAUGAAAGAAGUGUGGCAUGAAGUGGUAUUGUUGAUGUCCUGUUCUGCAAGGUGCAGAGGACUUAGUUCCAAUGUACUGUAAAAAUCAGGGUUAUAAAAGGUUUGCUUUAUAUAUGUGUUAAUCAUCUUGCUAGCAUACAAUACUUAGUCUUAAGUGCAGAACAUGUGAAGGUGAAACUUUUUUUUAUUCCAGUGCUACUCAAGAGGAUCUAAAUGUGCCAAUUUUAGUGCUGACAAGGACGUUGGGUAUUUAUUCUCCAAAGUGCACUUGUUUGUACCUGUAUCCAUUGGUUCGGGUUUUUUUGCAAGAAUUGAACUUACCUGUGCUUCAGCGCCACCGUUAGGAGACUGGGAGGACUGUGGUGGGCUUUGCUUAGUUUUGAGGCAUAGGAAAUAAGACUGGAGUUUUUAACUUGUAGAAAUGCAUGCUACUGGUAGAUAAAUACAUAAAAUAAAAAAUAUAUUCAUUUUGUUUUCUUUUUUAAAUAAAUGCAGCCUAUUUAAACUAAA
Messenger RNA from Haemorhous mexicanus (house finch), 8284 nucleotides. It is a transcript of the gene SYTL2, whose product is annotated as synaptotagmin like 2. Gene Ontology annotation, biological process: intracellular protein transport; exocytosis. The transcript has 21 exons. The record is from RefSeq and is a predicted model, not a curated record. Gene Ontology annotation, cellular component: exocytic vesicle; plasma membrane. Lineage: Eukaryota; Metazoa; Chordata; Aves; Passeriformes; Fringillidae. Gene Ontology annotation, molecular function: small GTPase binding; neurexin family protein binding. Bases 548 to 7222 code for a protein of 2224 amino acids.